AAAAUGAAUACUCUCAGACCCAUCAUCAUCUCCUUCCUUAUCUUCUUCUCAUUCUCAUGCCUUGCAGUGAGUAGUACCCUAGAGACUUGCACAAAAGCCGUUUGCCAAAUCGGCGAGGCUGAGAUCCGUUUUCCGUUUAGGAUAGAUAAACGCCAGCCGCAGACUUGUGGCUUUCCCGGUUUUGAUCUGACCUGUGACAACACAUCUCAAACACUUCUUAAUCUUCCUUCUGGAGACUUCACCGUCCAGGGCAUAGACUAUGCCGAGCAAGAGAUAUGGCUCAACGAUCCAAACAACUGCCUCCCUAAACGGCUCCUCUCUCUGAACCUCACAAGCUCUCCGUUCCUUCCUGGGUUUACUGAAGACUUCACCUUUUUGAACUGCUCGCAGGACUUUUUGAAGUACAAACUAAACCCUAUUGCUUGCAUGAGUAGUCUUAACUACACAGUUUUUGCUACCAAUUCUGAGACGGUUAUAAGGUACUUGUCGACGUGCGAUAAGAUCGGAACUUUUCCUGUUCCGGUUGAGUGGUCGUUUCACCAGGUGGUUGUGUCGUCGGACCUCGACAAUCAUCUCCGGCUAAAGUGGGACCGGCCGGGGUGCGGCAGCUGCGAGGAGCGGGGUGGAAAGUGUGGCUACAAGACCAAUACUACUAGAGUUAUUUGCUCCAGGCUUUCUCAACGAGGAAUCCCAAGGGGGGCUCGCUAUGCUAUUACAGUGGGCGUUGGAGUGCCGGCAAUUUUGUGCCUUCUAGGGCUACUCUGUUGCAUGUGUGGCAGGAUCAAGACUUUGACAAUUAGACGCACAUCACUUCCGGAAUUUAAUUCAAUUGUAGCUCCACAACCCGCAAUUGUUAAGGGCCUCGAUGUGGCAACACUUGAUGCCUACCCAAAAAUAGUCCUCGGUGAAAGCCGGCGUCUACCGAAGCCCGACGAUCACACUUGCUCGAUAUGCUUAUCCGAUUACCGGCCGAAGGAGACGCUGAAGACCAUACCGGAGUGCAACCAUAGCUUUCAUGCUAACUGCAUCGAUGAAUGGCUUAAAUUGAAUGCUACUUGCCCUAUUUGUAGAAAAUCUCCAAAAUGACUCGUGACACAUUAGCAAUGUUAGCAUUUACUUUACCUCCCUCAAAAUUGUGCAUACUUAUUCUUAGAAGGAUUCAAUGAUUCAUCAUCUCCGUCGAAUCAAAUGGGACAAUUAAUUUGAUCAUUUUUUGGGCCUCA
Messenger RNA from Argentina anserina (silverweed cinquefoil), 1223 nucleotides. Its product is annotated as putative RING-H2 finger protein ATL21A. The transcript is spliced from 2 exons. The record is from RefSeq and is a predicted model, not a curated record. Gene Ontology annotation, molecular function: polysaccharide binding. NCBI's taxonomy places the organism in Eukaryota, Viridiplantae, Streptophyta, Magnoliopsida, Rosales, Rosaceae. Bases 4 to 1086 code for a protein of 360 amino acids.